AUGGCCCGGAUACGGCGGGCGCAGGCCAAGGGCAAGAAGGACGUCAAGCUGACCAAGGAAGAGCUGGCUGCGUACCAGCGGCGAUUACAGCGAAUGGAGGACGAGGAGCGCAGACGGAGACGCGAGCAGCGGGUCGCCAUUCCGAUAUCCGAGCUCGAUCCUGCCUCUCUGCGAACGCGGCUGUCAGUGGACGACGACAGGCCUCAACGGAACCCUUCGCCAGAACAAGGAGUGGACCGACAUGUAGCUUACCCGCCAAUGGGCUAUUUUCCGCCGCAGCCGUCACGUAGUCGCCCACGCUCCAAGACCAAUUCAUCCAGGACUCCUAGUCGAGCCCCCACCGACCGGGAACAGAGCUCGUCUCCAUUCACGUACACCUACGUCCGCGCAGAGCAACCUGCGACUCUUCGCCAUCCGUCUGAUCCAACCAUUAGCAGACCGACCUCCGUUGCCGAGUCGUUGUCUGCCCGCAAUGGCGGAUCGCCCGCUUCGAUAGGGGAUCCCUUUCAAUACAUGACGGCCGGCGCGCGGACCUCGUACCAUGCGGCCGCGGGAUCUGUGCGGAACAUGGAGGUUGACGAUAUCUACGCCAGUUAUGGGUCAGGGACAGCUGGUGGCCCAAGUCAGCGGCUAAGCGGUAAUCCUAGGGACGGCUCGUCCUCAAACGAAGACGACGAUCGCGGUAACGGGGUGAGGGUCACUUCUGCAAGCGGCACUCGGCCUCGGCACCGAGACAGCGCUGAUAGCCGCCGGGAACCUGCACCCGAACCGCGGGCAUCGCGGGACCGAACGCCGCCUCCUGUCAAGAAGUCAUCGGUUGGGCAAUCGCCAGUUAAUAAGCGCAAGUCAGUCUCGGGCAGCACCAGGUCGUCGGGCCGGCGGAAAGGGAAAUAG
This is a messenger RNA of Parathielavia appendiculata, 894 nucleotides long. RefSeq lists its product as uncharacterized. The transcript has a single exon. Lineage: Eukaryota; Fungi; Ascomycota; Sordariomycetes; Sordariales; Chaetomiaceae. Bases 1 to 894 code for a protein of 297 amino acids. The record is from RefSeq and is a predicted model, not a curated record.